UAGCAUAGCUUUAAGUCCAGCUCACCGGCGACACGGUUUUAUUAUAUCUUCUUUUGAAUUUGAGUUAAGGCGAUAUCGGUGUAAUAAUGAUCAGGAAGCUGCUCAUUGCACAGACUAUGUUCAUUUUGGCUGCCGUCGGACAACCUGCAUGUCGUCCCUCUCAGCCUGUCGAGGCCGUGGAGGGAGGAUCUGCAACUGUUCAGUGUCGUCUGGUCAACCACACCGACCUGUCCUCUACAACAGUGGAAUGGAAUAGAGGGCUCACCCGCCAAGUUCAUGUUUAUCGAAGUCAACGCGACGACCCAGAUUCCCAGAUGCUUGAGUACAGAGACAGAACCACUCUGAAUCAUGUAGACCUGACCAGAGGAGUCGUGACUCUGACCAUCUCCAACGUAUCUCUGUCUAACAAUGGAUCUUAUGAAGUCUAUCUCCCACAGCUGGAGGUCAGAUGUUCGACUCUCCUCACCGUCGGACAACAUCUUGUAUUUCGUCCCUCUCAGCCUGUAGAGGCCGUGGAGGGAAGAAAUGCAACUCUUCAGUGUCGUCUGGUCAACCACACCGACGUGUCCAAGUACACAGUGCAAUGGAAUAGAGGGAACGGUUACGUUCAUUUUUAUCGAGGUCAACACGACGACCCUGAUUCCCAGAUGCUUCAGUACAGAAACAGAACCACUCUGAAUCAUGGAGACCUGACCAGAGGAGUCCUGACUCUGACCAUCUCCAACGUAUCUCUGUCUGACAAUGGAUCUUAUGAAGUCUUUAUCUCAGAAACGGGGCCAAGAUGUUCGACUCACCUCACCGUCGCUGCAGAGAAGAGGAUCCAUGUCUGGAAAAUUGUCCUCUGUGUCCUAAUUCCUUCUGCUGUCGUUGCUCUCGUUGUCGUUGUCGUUUGGAUUCUGGUGGAACGUAGAGUGAUCCGGAUCAGUAAGAAAGGAGGAGAUCCGGGGGUGGAUGGUGAGGAACUGAAGGAGCUGAGGACCGGUGCCGCAGAGGGCGGUGAAGAUCAACAGAAAGAGGGGUCAGAGGUCAAAGACCACGACAAUGAACCCAAAGAGCCCUCAGACGAAGUUUAAAAAGCUAGGGCUGGGCAAUAUAUCUAUAUAAGCGUCUUUGGGUUCGAGAAAAGUGCUAUAAAA
Trematomus bernacchii (emerald rockcod) is the source of this 1136-nucleotide messenger RNA. RefSeq names its product butyrophilin subfamily 2 member A1-like. Lineage: Eukaryota; Metazoa; Chordata; Actinopteri; Perciformes; Nototheniidae. Bases 87 to 1073 code for a protein of 328 amino acids. The record is from RefSeq and is a predicted model, not a curated record. The transcript is spliced from 5 exons.